Molecule: messenger RNA, 787 nt
Organism: Effrenium voratum
Lineage: Eukaryota; Dinophyceae; Suessiales; Symbiodiniaceae
Source: the annotation of a GenBank genome assembly
GUCGGUGCUCCUGCAGCGACUCGUGGACGUGCUUGGAGAGGGCUUCACUCCGUUGAGUGCACAGAUGCAAUUGCAGUGGAUGCUGUUGGAGGACGCCGUCGCCUCCGGUGACUCGACAGCGACACACUUGCUCAGUUUUCUGGCAAGUGCACGGGGGUCCCCUGUGGUCGCUCUGGCUCGCCUGACAAAGGGCGUGGGUGUCAAGGAUUGGCGCAACAUCUCGCCAGGAGUGGCGGAGAUGUUGAUGCGCGAUGUGCCGGAGGCGGUCGAAGUCUAUGACGACAAAUCCGAGGAGGAGGAACAGGAGUUGGAGGCGGAGGCAAAUAUCUCGCACGAUUUCGUCGACGAGGAUGCGAACGAGGAGGUGCCCCAAAUCCUCUUCGACAGGGUCAACCCAGUGGCAGUCGAAGAGAAAGAGAUUGGCAAGCGUGUUCUCAGCAAGGUCUUCAGGACAGGCAACGGGAACGGCCCGACGGUGAUGCGCAUCUGUGGAGAUAUCCUGGCACAGUGCACACGUGGGAAGGUGGCCGGGGCGAGGCGUUUCUCCGGUCACGUGGAGGCUCCCAAGAAGAAGAAGAAGGGCGAGGAGGAAGAGGAGCCGAAUUGGCUCCGGUCAUUGGGACUGCCGGGGCAUUUCGUCUUUGACUUGGAGAACUGCCGCUUGGCAGUGCUGCGCGAACGCCAUCAGCCCUCGGCGCUGGAGACAUACUUCCAGGACAGGGAGCGCAUCCUCCGCGACACACAUGCAGACCGCACCGUGGCCAACUCUUCCUGCGUCUUCUGUACG